AACAAAUCUCAUCAGAAGAGAAAAAGUGUUAGAAGAAAGACAAGAAUCCACUGUUAGAGACGGACGAUUGCAUCGGAAAAGUUGAAAAAAAGACAUUUUCGUCUCGUUUCGGUGUGCUUUGUGUACGAAUUGUCACAAUAAACGAGUGGAUUAUAAGCAUUUGAAGGUGGUUCCGGUAGAAAAUUGCGCGAUUCAUCGAUUUUCACGCAGCAGUUUUUCUUUUGGCCUGGCUGGUUGGCUAGUGGAAUAUCGAGAAGGUGUCCCGUCCAUCCGACCACCCUUCUCUGUCACCCUCAUGUGCAGAGGUCCAUCCGCACGAUUGUGUGCGUGUAGUGUUCGUGUCUUCAUAUCUGUGGCUAGUGAAACGAAAUAAGUGCUAGUAAAAAACGAAAAUAGUUCCCUAAGCUCUCCUGUUUCGGAUUCUCUUUCUGACCCAUCGCAAUAAAUGGUGGACAUGUCAUGAGAAUUAACAGAAUAGAAGAUACAAUGGAUGAAAAUAGUUCGCUGAACCACCAGAACGGUGCCGGUGGGCAGCUGAGCGGAAUCGGCGCCGGAAGUGGCCUGCAAGGGGGGGUCGUCGGCUUGGGCGGUAUGGCGAACAACAAUUCGUCCGGCGGAAUGAACAACAAACCGGUCGGAAUUGGCGGAUCCACUGCCGGUGGCCAGGACGACCAAAACAACAAGGCAACGCCUACUCAAUAUUCGAUUCCGGGCAUUCUGCACUUUAUUCAACAUGAAUGGGCCCGGUUCGAGCUGGAGCGGUCCCAAUGGGACGUCGACCGUGCCGAAUUACAGGCGAAAAUCGCAGUACUAUUAGGCGAAAGGAAAGGUCAGGAAUCUCUCAAAUCCGACCUCAUUAGGCGUAUUAAAAUGUUAGAAUAUGCUCUGAAACAGGAAAGGGCAAAAUUCCACCGGUUAAAGUACGGCGUUGAUCCACCCAUGAACGACAUUAAGCCCCCUUCGGAUGAUCCAGGCAUCGGCACCGAGGUAGCUCCAGAUCCCGAAGUACCGUACAGCUCCGUGUCCAAUAUAACAUGGAGGCAAGGCAGACAACUGCUUCGGCAGUAUUUACAGGAGAUUGGGUACACCGAAACCAUUCUUGACAUUCGUUCGACCCGAGUCCGUUCGUUACUAGGGUUAAACAACAACAGCGAACAGGAGGAGAAUGUCAACCCAAAUAUCAAUGGAGGAAGCGAAAACAACAAGCGUGCUAGCGAGUCGCAAGGUCGCCGGACACCGGCAAAAAAAUCCCAAUCUUCAAUGAAUGAAGCAAUGAUAAUGGACUCGGAGGCAGCAGUCAUAGCAAAUUUCGAAUUCCUGGCACAGGCCGAUGCCGAAAUGUCCGACGAUGACGACAUGUCGGACGAGAUCGGCGAGAACGAGGAAACGGAUAUGAAAACGACAAAGCGAAAAGCCAAAGGUGUUACUAUGAAUGACGAUGAUGUCGAUGCUGAAGCAGACGAAGUAAUCAAUGAAUUGAAUCUGCUAACAGAAGGUGAGGACAGCAAUUUGACUGAAAGCAGGAAAAUUGACGGAGGGGAUUUAUUUGUUGGUUAUAACAAACCCGCCAUCCCACGUCAUCCCACGAUACCCGGCAUCACCAACGACGAAGAGGUCGAUUCGUCACUAGGGCUAGGCGAAUUGGCGCAGCUGACUGUCAACAAUGAGGCCGAGUCGACGUACGAGGUGUCCAACGCUAAAGAACCAUACCGUAAAACCUGGAAUGCCAAGUACACGCUACGGUCGCACUUUGACGGAGUUCGCGCCCUUGCUUUUCACCCACAAGAACCAGUUCUGAUAACUGCCUCUGAAGAUCACACACUUAAACUGUGGAAUUUACAGAAAACCGUGCCAGCCAAAAAAUCAGCUAGUCUCGAUGUCGAACCACUUUACACGUUUCGUUCGCAUAACGGUCCGGUGCUGUGCUUGGCAAUGUCCGCUACAGGAGAACAGUGCUACUCAGGUGGAUUAGAUGGCGCAAUCAAUUGUUGGAACUUACCAAGUUCCAACAUUGACCCGUACGAUAGCUAUGACCCCGAGGUCAUGAAAUGUACGCUGGACGGACACACCAAUGCCGUAUGGGGUCUGGCAGUGAACCAUGCGAAAAACAGUCUGGUGUCAUGUUCCGCCGACGGUACGGUCAAAUUGUGGACACCUUCAGGUAAAAUUCCACAGCUGAACACGACGUUUACUUCCGAAACGGAAGGUGUUCCAACAUCGGUCGAUUUCGUACGAGAUCAAACUGACAGAAUAGUGGUCGCCUACAGUAGUACACACUGCAUAAUCUACGACACCGAGACAGGAAGACAAGUGGUGAAACUGGAAGCCAGUCAGGAGAUGACUGGUAAUGUAGGAAAACAUAUUAACAAAGUUGUUAGCCAUCCGACGCUACCGAUCACGAUAACGGCGCAUGAGGAUCGACAUAUUCGCUUCUGGGAUAACACAACCGGUUCGCUAAUACACUCAAUGGUGGCCCAUUUGGACGCCGUGACCAGUCUGGCAAUUGACUCCCACGGGUUGUAUCUUCUGUCGGGAUCGCACGACUGCUCGAUUCGUCUGUGGCACAUGGAUAACAAAACGUGUGUGCAGGAGAUUACGGCACAUCGCAAGAAGUUUGACGAGAGCAUAUUAGAUGUUGCAUUUCAUCCAUCAAAACCGUAUAUUGCUAGUGCCGGUGCCGAUGCAAUCGCUAAAGUGUUCGUUUAAUGUACUGUCGUGAAGGAAUCAAGUGAAAAUUAAACAAAAAGCAAAACAAGUUCUUUAUACAUUAUGAUAUAAACGUAAAAAAAUGCGAGCGGUGGAAAAAGCAAAUGAUGGCGAUACACAAGAGGCAAGAGAAAAGAAAGUAGUCGUUUUUAAUUAUCACGAACAUUCUAGUUACAAAAUAUAACAAAUAAAAAAUGAAAAGGAAGCAAGUAAAACUGACUUAGUAAUAUGCAUGAUAAUUUUUACAUAAACGCAAAAACACAUGGAUACACAAAAUAACAUACAUAUACACUUACAAAAAAAAUCUAGUAUUUGGAUGCUGAAUACUACCAAGCAAUUACAUGUUUCAGAGCGACCAGUUUUAAAUAAAAGUGCAGCAACACACCUAACAAACAGUGAAUCAAUCUGCCGACAUUAAGAUCCACAACAGCAACAAAAUCCAGCAAACGAAUUUUUAUAUAGACGAUUUAUAAACUAAUGCAAAAACACAAAACAAUACGACAUCGGCAAGCAGGCAAAGGAACGUUUGUAGGAAAUCAAUCCCCUUUUCUUUCUUCGCCUUCAACAGUCAACUAAUGCUCCCUCUUGGCCCCUUACCCACGUUCCGCUUGACAAAGCAAUUCCGGACGAAUGAAUCUUGUGCGACAGUCAGUCCAUCAAUUCCCGUCGAGAAGCAUUAUUUCCCACUCGGUAGUCUGUAUAUCUUUUAAAUAAAUAGUUUUUUUUAUGUUGCUAGAACAACACGGGACAAAAUAUAAUAAGCAGAAACAUAAUGUUGAAACAAGUAUAGAGGACACACAUUCAUGGAUUUCAACGUGAGUUUUAGAUCGUAGUGUAGAAAGUGAUAAGAAAUGAUAUAAAAAGCGAAUGAAAAAGCAAAACUAUGUGUAACUAUGUAGACUUCUAUACACACACACAGAUAGUGGAUAGAACAAGAUAAUAAAAAAUGUAGUCACAGCAAAAUUAAAGCGAGUUAACUUCUAGAAACCAGUCGGCAGAAAAAAAAAAAUAAUUGACCGCAUUCGACAGCCGAGGGCUGAGCGGAAAAGGAAAAAAAAACUAAUAAAAUGUAUUUAUUUUACUCAUAUAUUCGUAAUAUGUUGUUAAUUAAUGAUUUGAUCUAUUAUAAAUAAAGUGUAGAUUAAUUA
Molecule: messenger RNA, 3854 nt
Organism: Topomyia yanbarensis
Lineage: Eukaryota; Metazoa; Arthropoda; Insecta; Diptera; Culicidae
Gene: Cka
Product: striatin-3
Exons: 7
Coding region: 460-2706 (748 amino acids)
Molecular function (GO): protein binding
Source: RefSeq, a predicted model, not a curated record